CUAAAUUCUAGAAGGUUAAAAUAGGUUAUUUCUAUCAAAGUGUACUUUAAUAUGAUAAUAUGUGUAAUGGGCCAACCACAAGGAGGUUUAAAAACGAAAUAGAGCGUUUUAUAACAACUGAAACUCUGAGAAUGUGUUAAUUACAGAAAGGCAGAAUGAUACUGUGGGGUUUUUCUUAUGAAUUCCACUUCCUGGAUUGCUGCGGCUUGUUGCUGCGCGUAAGUCCUCACACAAACAAAGGCUGGGCUCUGGAAGUUCUUGUAAAUGAACUACCUGGAGGGAAGCGUCAACGUACGGCGCGGAAGAAUUCGCGGAAGAGCCAAACUAUAGAAAAAAAAACUGAAAAGGAACUGGAGUUAUCGGUCUAACAUGCAAAUUCUCACAUGACGAGACGAGGAAGAAGAGCAGGAAACGGGGGGCGUGGCCUGCCAGACUUCACUUUGCGUUUUUAAAAAAGGAAAAAAAAAUCUGGGGGGACUUAUUUUAGGUGAGCUUCUAACAGAACGAUGGAAUAUGAAGACAAAGAGCAAAACAGAGCAGACCUCAAAAAACUAUCCUUCUGAAGCAGUUUUAUCACCUGUCUUGAUGGACCAAACACUUCCCACUCGAAGAUCACCUUCAGAACAACCAGAAGCUGACAGCGAGGAGCUCCAGCUCAAAGUGGACUUCUUCAGGAAGCUGGGUUAUUCCACCGCAGCAGUGAAGACUGCUUUGAGAAAGCAGGGCCUGAACACGGACACAAACGCCGUUCUAGGGGAGCUGGUCAGGACCAGUACCGGCUCUGCGCCCUGUGUUUCUGAGGGCGGCAACAAGAGCUCCAAAGACCCUCUACCACCUCCAGCGGGGACCAUGUCAUCGCAGCAAGGAGACCAAAAGAGAGCCGACACAGAACUGAGGCCGAUCAUCAUAGACGGCAGCAAUGUUGCCAUGAGUCAUGGAAACAAGGAAGUGUUCUCAUGCCGGGGCAUUCAGUUAGCGGUGAACUUCUUCCUGGACCGAGGUCACAGUGAGAUUACAGUGUUUGUUCCCUCCUGGCGUAAAGAGCAGCCCAGAAGUGAUACUCCCAUAACAGGACAGCACAUCCUGACAGAGCUUGAAAAACAAAAGAUUGUGGUCUUCACGCCAUCCCGGCGCGUUGGGGGCAAACGCGUGGUCUGCUAUGAUGACCGUUUCAUUGUCAAGGAGGCGUGCGAUUCUGGCGGAGUGAUCGUGUCCAACGAUACCUACCGUGAUCUCCAAGGAGAAAGACCUGAGUGGAAGAAAUGCAUCGAAGAGAGGCUCCUCAUGUACUCAUUUGUAAAUGACAAAUUUAUGCCACCAGAUGAUCCUCUGGGUCGACAUGGGCCCAGCCUCAGCAACUUCCUUAGAGUAAAGCCACUCCCAGUGGAGCAGAAACGACAACUAUGUCCAUAUGACAAAAAGUGCACGUAUGGCCUCAAAUGUAAGUUCUACCAUCCCGAGAGGGCGAACCAGUCCUAUCUGUCGCUGGCUGACGAACUGAGAGAGAGAGCCCAGAUUUCUGCUGUGACAGAGGAUAGAUCUGCGAGAUUAUCCCCGAGACAGCCUCAGAAUGACUCUCCCCACCCUCAGGACAAACACCUCCCCAGAGAGCGGCAGAGUGCCUCACUUCCAGGUCUGGUUAGUGAAAACAAACUGCUUUAUUGGGAGAAUCCAAAAAAGCAUCCAAACCAUAUUGGGUCUUCCCCCGCUGGGGGCCAGUACCAGAAAGAGUGGCCUUCGUUACACUUGGCUCAGAACUCCUACUACGGUACCAUGCCUCACGAGUGUUUGGAUUCUGGUUUCGACUCUUUUGACAGUUACAGCUCAGAUGUUUCACAUUCUCACAGCGGCAAUCACCAAAUGAGACCCCACUGUCAAAACGCCUUUUCAGGACCGGCUUUUUUAGAACACACUAAGACCAGCCAGUCCUGCAGGUGCUGUUCUCACACCCAGCAACAAAACAGAAACAUGGACUACAAGGGUCAACCCUUUAAUAAGACCUACUCUCCAAAUAUGUUCCCAAGCAACAUGCCUCAACAGCACAGCCUCCCCAGCCACUUAAACUACAAUGGGACGCCCCACCUGCCGCAUAGCUACUGGUCAGAUCCCUUCCAGGGCAUGCCCGUCAUCAGAGCGGUGAGCAGCCUCCCUUCAGAGGUCCAUUCCUCACAUUCCCAUAGUUCCUCCCAUCAGUACCAACCCUGGGGACAACAACCACCUUCCACCUCGUUUGACCCAGAGAGGUCCGAACUUUGCAAAAAACUGCAAGCCAUCUUCAACCCGAAGCAAGUGGAUGAGGUCAUGACGAUGUUCCCGAAUCUGACUGAUCCAGAAAAACUGGCUGCAAAGAUACUUAACCUUAAAGCUCAAAGGCAGAUUUUCUAAACUCUUUUGUUACAUCAUUGUACAGAAGUUCGUUGCAGCAAAGAGUAGAUCUUAUGGAUCUCAUGAAAUGAACUCCAAGCUUGUAUCUUAUUCUUCGUGUGCCGUAAUGGACAUUUAUUUAUGGGCAAUUUAGCCAAAGUUUGAGUUUUCUGUAUGACCACGAAGUCAAAAGUGACCUUGUCAUCCAAGUUUUGGAUAAAAGUGCCUCUCGACCAAAGUUGGUCAAGAUAAAAUGUCUACAUUGUUGAUGCAUAUUGCAUUGCAUGAGAUUUUUUUUAUGUUUUCUCAUUGUUUUUUAUUGCUUCAUGAUAUUACUCCAGAACAGCCUUUCUAUUCAAUAUGACCUCCUUGGCAUGGAGCUGCAGUGUAUUCAGAUAUGUUGGAAUUGCACAAUGGUUUUGUCACAAGCUGGAAUUUUUUAGUCUGUGUGUCACCUUUCGCUUCCUUAAAAAGUUUCUUACAUAUUCUGAAAAGCUGCUGUAUUGAAAGUGUGUGAUUAAAAUAACAAUUCUCAUCAAGA
Messenger RNA from Oryzias melastigma (Indian medaka), 2905 nucleotides. RefSeq names its product ribonuclease ZC3H12A (gene zc3h12aa). Gene Ontology annotation, molecular function: metal ion binding; mRNA binding; RNA endonuclease activity. The coding region runs from base 514 to 2385 and encodes 623 amino acids. The transcript has 6 exons. Gene Ontology annotation, cellular component: nucleus; cytoplasmic ribonucleoprotein granule. The record is from RefSeq and is a predicted model, not a curated record. Gene Ontology annotation, biological process: 3'-UTR-mediated mRNA destabilization; nuclear-transcribed mRNA catabolic process, RNase MRP-dependent. Lineage: Eukaryota; Metazoa; Chordata; Actinopteri; Beloniformes; Adrianichthyidae.